UUAUGUACAGUUGUUCAUAUAUAUUCAUUUUGUGUAGUAUUAUAGUGCUCUUUAAAAUGUAUUUUUUGUUUACAUUAGUUAUUGUGUUCUUCACUAUAUUUUUUUUAAAACCUUGUUUAACAAAAUAUCGAAAGAAUAAGCGGAUAUCGUAUUAUAUUGAUGUCUUGCCUGGUGAAAAGUGUUACCCUAUUAUAGGAUCUUCCUUAUCUUAUUUAAAAAUCAAAAGAGAAGAUUUAUUUGAGACUGUGUCAAAAAAGCGUCAUGCGCAAUAUGGUCCUAUUGUAAGAAAUUGGUAUGGAUCAUUUCCUGUUGUACACAUCUAUAAGCCUGAACAUGCACAGGUUAUUUUUAAAAGCGGCACCAUUAUCAAUAAAGGAAACGUUUACAGGUUUCUUUUUCCAUGGUUAGGACAAGGCCUUAUUUCUGGAAGUGGUUCUACAUGGAAGGCCCAUCGAAAAAUCAUCACGCCCUCCUUCCACUUCAAAAUCUUGGAUAACUACGGUGAAAUUUUUGCUGAAAAAAGUGAAGCUUUCGUCAAAUACUUAAAAAAGUACGAUGGUCAGGAUUAUUUUGAGGUUACGAAUGUGAUUGCGAAAAUCGCUUUAGAUAUUAUCUCAGAAACUGCUAUGGGUGUGAAAUUACACCUACUAGAAAGUGGAAAUGAAGGAACCGAAUACGCCAAUGCUUUAAGCGAUUUCUGUGAAAUUGCUUGCUCUCGUAUAAAAAAUUUGUUACUCCAAAACGACCUGAUAUUUAGAUUUACGAAACAGGGAAGAAAAUCUCAAAAGGCCUUAGACAUAAUUCAUAGCUUUAAUAAAAAAGUGAUAACACAAAGAAAAGAAUAUUUCCAAAAAAAUAAAAACGAACUCCUUGUGGAAGAUGAACUGGGCAGGAAACAAAAAGUUUCUUUCCUUGAUAUGCUGCUGGUUCAUCAGGAAAAUAACAAUUUCACCGAUACUGAAAUUGAACAUGAAGUGAACACAUUUUUAUUUGGGGGACAGGACACGACAGUUGCCACUCUAACAUUCGCUUUUGUUGCAUUAGGAAAUUAUCCUGAUAUUUUAAAACGCGUCCAGGAAGAGUUAGACCACAUAUUUGCAGAUGACCCAUUUAGAAAAAUCACCCCAAAAGAUAUUAAUGAAAUGGAAUAUCUAGACAGAGUUGUUAAGGAAGUUUUAAGAUUCUUUUGCUUCGUUCCAUUUUUAGGCAGAUAUCUUGAAGAAGAUGUGGAAAUAGAUGGAGUACUAAUUCCAAAAGGUGUUAAUGUGAUUAUUGAUCUUUUUGACUUGCAUCAUGACCCAGACCAUUAUCCAGAGCCAUACAAAUUUGAUCCUGAUAGGUUUCUUCCAGAAAAUUCUGCAGAAAGGCAUCCAUAUGCUUAUGCUCCAUUUAGUGCUGGAGCAAGAAACUGCUUGGGUCAGAAAUUCGCCAUACGAAACGUGAAGACUUUGUUAUCAUAUAUCUUGAGAAAGUACAACGUUAAAUGCCAAGAGCAUCCUGAGGAUUUACGGUAUUACGCGGAUAUCGUUUUAAGGCCUCAGAAUGGCGUGCACAUAAAAAUUGAGUCUAGAAAGUAAAAUAUUUACUAACUUAAAGAGUUUUUUCACUAAAGUGGUUUACAAUAGAGAAAUGAUGAUAACAUAGGAAAAAAGCAUGUAAAUAUUUAGAUGAUACACUAUUCUGCACAUAAAACUUGUUAGAACAAAACAAUGUAAUUUUUUAAGUGAAAUAGGAUUUAAGACCUAAAAUUGUAAAUUUACUACCAUAUUGUCUAGAAUCUCCAAUGAAGCAGAAUGCGAGAUAUUAUUAUAUUCUUUUUAAAUUAAAUAUACAUAUAAAGACAAUAAAA
Anthonomus grandis grandis is the source of this 1849-nucleotide messenger RNA. Its product is annotated as cytochrome P450 4C1-like. The record is from RefSeq and is a predicted model, not a curated record. Lineage: Eukaryota; Metazoa; Arthropoda; Insecta; Coleoptera; Curculionidae. The coding region runs from base 3 to 1577 and encodes 524 amino acids. The transcript is spliced from 11 exons. Gene Ontology annotation, molecular function: iron ion binding; monooxygenase activity; oxidoreductase activity, acting on paired donors, with incorporation or reduction of molecular oxygen.